AUGUUCGCCCGCAGCCUCCGCACCGCCACCCGCGUCUCGCGCGUCGCCAACGCCCGCGCCUUCUCCGCCACCGCCGGCCGCAUGAACGACUACCCCACCGUCGAGAAGGGACAGUCCCUCUGGAACUUCACCGAGGAGGAGAACAUGCUCCGUGACUCCGUCAAGAAGUUCGCCGACGAGGUCAUCCAGCCCCGUGUCCGCGAGAUGGACGAGAAGGAGAUCAUGGACCCCGAGCUCAUCCAGGGCCUCUUCGACAACGGUCUCAUGGGUAUUGAGAUCCCUGAGGAGUACGGUGGUGCCGGCUGCUCCUUCACUUCGGCUAUCAUUGCCGUUGAGGAGAUUUCGCGUGUUGACCCCUCGGUUGCCGUCCUCGUCGACGUCCACAACACUCUCGUCAACACCGUCGUCCGCCACCACGGCUCGGACGCCAUCAAGGAGAAGUGGCUCCCUGGCCUCGCCCAGGAGAAGGUCGGCUCCUUCUGUCUUACUGAGCCCGGAGCCGGCUCUGACGCCUUCGGUCUCCAGACCACCGCCAAGCUCGACCCCUCGGGAGACUUCUACGUCCUGAACGGCACCAAGAUGUGGAUCUCCAACUCUGGUGAGGCCGAGACCUUCCUUGUCUUCGCCAACGUCGACCCCUCCAAGGGCUACAAGGGUAUCACCUGCUUCGCCGUUUCCAAGGACAUGGGCGUCGAGAUCAUGAAGAAGGAGGAGAAGCUCGGUAUCCGUGCUUCGUCCACCUGUGUCCUCAACUUCGACGACAUCAAGGUCCCCAAGGAGAACAUUGUCGGUGAGGUCGGCAAGGGCUACAAGAUUGCCAUCCAGAUCCUCAACGAGGGCCGUAUCGGUAUCGCCGCCCAGAUGAUCGGUCUUGCCCAGGGUGCCUUCGAGCGCGCUCUCCCCUACACCUACCAGCGCAAGCAGUUCGGCAAGGCCGUCGGUGACUUCCAGGGCAUGGGCUUCCAGUUCGCCGACAUCCACACCCAGAUCGAGGCCGCCAAGCUCAUGACCUACAACGCCGCCCGUCUCAAGGAGGAGGGCCGCGAGUUCACCAAGGAGGCCGCCAUGGCCAAGUACUUCGCCUCGGUCGUCGCCCAGCGCGCCGCCGGCUCCGCCAUCGAGUGGUGCGGUGGUGUCGGCUUCACCCGUGACACCGGUAUCGAGAAGUACUGGCGUGACUCGAAGAUUGGUGCCAUCUACGAGGGCACCUCGAACAUCCAGCUCGAGACCAUUGCCAAGUUCCUCAAGAAGCAGUACGCUUAA
Molecule: messenger RNA, 1263 nt
Organism: Trichosporon asahii var. asahii CBS 2479
Lineage: Eukaryota; Fungi; Basidiomycota; Tremellomycetes; Trichosporonales; Trichosporonaceae
Product: acyl-CoA oxidase
Exons: 3
Coding region: 1-1263 (420 amino acids)
Cellular component (GO): mitochondrion
Molecular function (GO): flavin adenine dinucleotide binding; acyl-CoA dehydrogenase activity
Source: RefSeq, a predicted model, not a curated record